GCCGUUGCCCCGGCCGCCGCAACGUCCCGCAAGGCCGCUCCUAGCGCCGCCGGCUCCCAGCGCGGCCGCCAGCAGCAAUCCCGCCCGGCGGCGGCCUGGCGGCGGAGCACCGCCCCCGCACCUCCCCCGAGGGAGGUCAGGCCGGCGGUAGCGGAAGCUUCUCCCUCCCGGCUCCGCGUCCCGGAACCAGCCCCGCCGCCGCGUCCCGUCCUGGCUCGGCCCCGCCACCUGCCGCCCGCGCCGGCAGCAUGACAGCGCGCGCCGCCGCCUCCCGCAGGUGACACCCCGCGGGCCCUUCCGCCUCGCCGUCUCCUAUAUGGGCCACCUGCUCUCGAAGGAGUCGAGCAGCCUGAGCCGGGACCGCCGCUGCCGCCGGGGGAGGACGGUGCCGCCGCGCAGCCGGAGCUGCUUCCUGCGCGGGCCCUGCAUGCUCUGCUUCAUCGUGCACAGCGCCAGCCCUCCCGUCCCGGAGCAGCCCCUACCCGCCAGGGACCCCCUGCUGCCACCGUCGCCUUACGCGGCUCUCGCCACAGCGGAGCAGCGCGCCGCCCGCCGCCUCCUCCGCCUGCCACCCGCCGCCUGGGAGCCGCGGGGCCGCUGCCAGCGCUUCCUCCUCUCGGGCCUGCUGCCCUCGCCGGUGCGGGGCCUCCUGGGGCCGGCCAGGCCGCCCGGCGAGGUCGCCUCCGAGAUGGUGUGCAAGCGCAAGGGGGCCGGCCUGCCUGCCAGCCCGCCCUGCAAGCAGCCCCGCUGCGCGGCCGCCGCCGCCGCGGCGGAGCCUGAAGCCGCCGCUUGCCAGUGUCCGGGGGAUGCGCAGCCCUGCUCUCUGCCCGCCGCCGACGGCUGCGCGGCGGGCGGUGGGGGCGCGCCGGCCCGGGGUGCAGACGGGGACAGCGGCGGCGGGGGGCAGCCCGACUCGCAGCCACCGCCCCCCGCGCCGGAGGAGGAGGGGGAGAAGGAGGAGAGGGGCUGCGAGGAGCCGCUGGAGCACCCUGGAGGCUGCUGCCGAGAGCCGCUGCCGCCACCGGCGCCGGACAUUAACCAGUUGCCGCCCUCCAUCCUGCUCAAGAUAUUUUCCAAUUUAUCUCUGAAUGAACGUUGCCUUUCAGCAUCAUUAGUCUGUAAAUACUGGCGUGACCUCUGUUUAGAUUUUCAGUUUUGGAAGCAACUGGACCUCAGUAGUCGUCAACAGGUCACUGAUGAGCUGUUGGAAAAGAUAGCAUCAAGAAGCCAGAAUAUUACUGAAAUCAAUAUUUCUGAUUGUCGCAAUGUGUCUGAUAAAGGAGUACGCAUAUUAGCAAUUAAAUGUCCUGGGCUCCUAAGGUAUACUGCCUACAGAUGUAAACAGCUUUCUGACACCUCUAUUAUUGCAGUUGCCUCUCAGUGUCCUCUUCUUCAGAAAGUGCAUGUAGGCAAUCAAGACAGACUCACUGAUGAAGGCCUAAAGCAGCUGGGCUCAAAAUGCAGAGAAUUGAAAGACAUUCAUUUUGGGCAAUGUUACAAGAUCUCAGAUGAAGGAAUGAUCAUUAUAGCUAAAGGCUGUCUGAAGUUGCAAAGAAUUUACAUGCAAGAAAACAAAUUAGUGACAGAUCAGUCAGUGAAAGCUUUUGCUGAACAUUGUCCUGAGCUGCAGUAUGUUGGUUUUAUGGGCUGCUCUGUUACAUCGAAAGGAGUCAUUCACCUCACCAAUCUAAGAAAUCUUUCCAACUUGGAUCUCCGUCAUAUCACAGAACUGGACAAUGAAACGGUGAUGGAAAUAGUAAAGAGAUGCAAAAACCUUAAUUCGCUCAAUCUGUGUCUGAACUGGAUCAUUAAUGACAGCUUUCACUCAUGAGUGCAACUGUGAAAUGCUGUUCUGCUUAACAUCAGCAUGAAGAGAUGAUUGAGAAUCCCAUACUUUUGCUUUUUAUUUAAUACGUGUGGGAAAUGAUAGAGGUGAUGAUUUGUCUAAUUGCUUGACUGUAGUUGCAAUUAUAAAGAAAAGGUCAGUCUAGUCAUUGUCAAUUGAACUAUGAAAGAAAACACACUUAUAGCCCUAAAGAACCAUUAUGUCAAUUUUAUGCUGUUCGUCAGUGUAUAACAUGUUUGCUAGGGUAUAUAAAUCUUAUCUUUCUUGGAAUUACAGCAGACUUGCUCUAUUACAGGCACUUGCUGCUGCUGCUGAGUAGAGAUAACCUUCAAUAUUGUCUGUUAAUUGCAUAUUCUUUCAUUGUUGCCUGUUUCUCGAGAUUUGUGUACAGUAAAACAUUGCUACUUUAAUGAAUAGAAAUGGAUGUGCUAGAUUGCGAUUUGACCCUUCUGUUUUCACAUAGUUAACACACAAUGGGUGACAGGACAAAAUCUGUAGCUUGUAGCUGCUAUAGUUUUGUUGGCAUCAACUUCAACAAGUGAUUAGGAGAUACUUGUUAAAAUUGCAAAUGCUCUGUUUUAGCUACUCUCCCUAAGAUUAUUAUCUAGUGUGGAAUACUUACAACUUUUAUAAGGAAUCGGUGUUACUAUAUUUACUCUUAAGUGAUAAGAGGCAAGGUGAUAAGCAAGCAUGACAAAAUAAAUGAACCUUGUCAAUACAAAUAUUAAAUGAAACUGCAGCCCUUGUGACUGGCCAGUAUGCUGUCUUUCUGUCCUGUCUUCUAGUACGAUUAACAAAGUGGCCUGCUUUUGAUGUGUUCUUUCUCUUUUUCACUUUGCUAGUUUGUUCAUGGGAAGAGUUAUUGCCCAGGAGCACAUUCAGGCAUAAUGAACAAAUGCCUUUGUAGUCUGCUAUUCUGACGCUUUUACAAAUCCUGUUUCUGCAUUUUUGGCUGUUAUCUGCAGUGGCAAUACUGUCUCCAUAUUGGUGUGACUGACUACUGCAGCCACCUCUAACUUGGUCAAGUUUAGCUGCAUGUGGGUGGGCAAUAUAAAAUGAGUUUGCUGUUCUCUGCAGCUUUAUGGGGUAUUUUUAAUCUCUUGUUGCUCUGCCAGAUUAAGUUUAGAUCAGCUCUUGCAGUCAGUCUUCUGAUCAUAGUGGUGCAGACUGACAUUUUUUGAUGUGGAAGAGCUUGGUACAAACAUAGGAAUAAUGGGAAGUGGUCUUGUGGGUUCAAGUUCUGUUAGAGAAAAAUUUGUCAUCAAUAAACGGGAGCUUGAGAAUAAAAAGUUGAAUGUUUUCCAGCAGUACAGUGUUUACCAGUGUUGUCUGUCUCUUAUGCAGCUUUUAGGAAGACUUUUUCAGGUGAAGGCAAUAAAAAUGAAGAACAUGGUUUCUUCUUAGUAGGUGCAUAAUAAACCUUUUGUUUGUCUAUUCCAUGGUUGCACAGAGGAUGCAGUAGGGAGUAGGAGCAAUAAAGACUAGGAAAAACAAUUUACUUACACAUUAAAAUAUGCAAUAUGAUUUGAUAAAGUUGUUUUUUCCUUGGUAAAGGGGAUGAAUGGUUUAAUAGAGCCACUCUUAUUGUCUUUAAGUCAUUAUUUUAGCUUCGUAUAACUGAAGACACAGUCGUCUUCACCUGCUGUCAGAUUUAGUACAUAAAAAUGAUAAAUAAUAAACCUCGCAAAGACUUACUAUGUUAUUACACAAGGGUAUUAGAUGUAUGCAAUAUUUUGAAAUGUAAAGAAAUAUAUAAUAAAUUAGCUAGUCUAUUUUUUCUCCCCUCUGUGAUAUUUGCUGUUAUUUGUGUGUGUGUGUGUUUUGGUGUUAAUGCAAUCUUUUACACACCAUUAAGGCAAUAUUAUGCAGGUGAUGUUAGGAACACGAACGUCCAGUAAUGCACUACUCCCUAAAUGAGAGUCUAUGGGAUGAAAACAACCAAGCAGCUCUUGAUUAAUAAUAAAAUGCUAAAUAUGUGAGUAGUAAAUUUAAUUAAAAAUUAAACAGUAAAGGUUACUGAAUGUUUCAUUAAAUCCAUCUGAAUGAAAGAACAGCAUUUAGUAAUGCAGUGCAAAUUCUAAUUCAGAUUCCUACUUUACACAGCAAGGUGACAUUGAUAUGGAGACUCAUAUAAUGGAAAUAUAAGCUUAUGUUGCAUUGUUAGAAGGACUGUUUCUUUCAUACUUAUGAAGACUUUGAGACCUCUCUAACUUUUGUAUUGAACUUGCAUAAUCUGAAAUGGCUACAGAGUUACAACAAGUAUCUAGAUUAUCAUAUACUCAAAAUUUUGAAUCUUGGUAAUAUGGCCAGACAAAAGUGUUUAUAAUGAAUGGUACUGUCAAAUAUUGAAAUAUUUAAUUUUUAUGUAGUAUAUAUCAAAAAAGACAGCAUUAUCGUAACCAUGACACUGCUUCUUUCUUUCCUUUCCCUACUCUCUUUCUUUCACCCUUGAUCCCCUCCAGGAUACACACACAAAACAGAUCAGUUACCAGCAUAGUUCAGUGUGAGUACACUCCAAACAGUUACAUGAAGUGAGGUUAUGUUUCUGUAGGUUGUCUUGUAAAUGUUUUUUGCACUAAGAUAUUGUUGAGACCAUUUUUUAUUCAAAAAAAGGUUCAAAAAUGGUCAGUGUGUGGUAAUAACUUAUCUGCAAAUCCUGUUCUUAUUCAAAUAAUUAGCAUGGAAUAAAUUAAUUUUAAGAAAAUGUUCAGAAAGGGAAGAACACUAAAAGUUUCAUAAUAUUACAAAUAAUUUAAAAGUAUUUGCACCAAAGUGGAUAGGUUUUUGAGUGGCAAGAAUACAGAAAUGAGAACCAGUUCAGUGGAAACAGAAAAAAUGUCUUUUAAAGUCUGACUGUUAUAAUCAAGGUUAAGGUUGGUAUUGAAGUUAUUAUUUGUUUUGUUUGUGAAGAGUUCAGUAGAGGAACAUAAAAUGAUACAGCAAUCUAUGAUUAAAUAUUUUUACAUUUGAAGUCCUAAUUUCUUGUCUUCAAAAUUGAUUAGUCAAGAUAUAAAAAUAUGAAAAACAAAUUUCUGCAUUGUUGGAACAUAAUGAUGAAAUAGUUUUUCUCCAGAUAAGCCAAUUGUUAAUCCACAUGCCUGGAAAUACACUAAGAGAAAAGCUGAUUCUUUCAUCAUACCUCAGAAGGAUUCUCACUGUGUCAGGCUACAGGUUGUUUUGCUAGGUUGUCAACACCUAACAGAGCUGUAUAUGUCAAAUUGGAACAUUGAAUCAAAGUUAAUAAAAAAGCGAUCUAGAAAUUGACUUAAUCUCUCAAUUAGGCCUUCAAAGAGUUAUUUUGUUAAGAUAUGAUAGGAACAUAUGAAAUAUGAACAUAGGAAAUAUUCAUUUGAAAGGUAGAUUGCUUUUGGCAUACGUUCUCUCUGUCGAUGUGAUGGAGAUGUUUGCGGAAGUAUCCAUAGGACUGGAGGUAUCCAAAAUACCUAUAAGGCAAAACAGCAAAUACCAAGGCAUGAUAUUUAGAAAGAGGAUAUAGAACAGUAAGAAAAGGCAAAGGCAUAGACAGCUACUUACAGCUGGGCUCAGAAGAAUAGGAGAUGUAAGUCAGCUGAUAUUUUUUUUUAAUCCAGGUGUGUAGAUUGGCAUAAUUGAAAAGAAUACACAUGACAGAAUGGCUGUACAGCUGCUAUUUCUUGUAGAGCUUCAGAUCAUAUGUCAUCUGACUGACUGCAUCUUACCAGGCCCUCCAUAGGUUCGUGGACAGCCUUACCUUGCUAUAAUUGGUUAGAGCAAGCUUUGGAGUUAUGUUAGCAUCCCAUCAUCUGUUGAGUUUUCAAACAACAUUUUUGCCAUUCAGUGAUUAUUGAUCACUUCCUUUUGGGGGUUUAUGGGGAUAUUCUCUUGAAAGGCCAAAUCAGUUAGUUGGACCAUGAUGAUCUCUUUUUCGAUUCUCUAUGUACCACUGUAUAGCAUCUUUUUUUGGUUGUGUUUAUGGCUUUGUUUUGAUUUUUUUGGUAACACAUUUGAUGAAAUGGUGAGCUCUAAUUAAGCUGAUGUUACUAGGAGCUAUGCCUCAGACUUGCAGACAUUGUGGUUGUGAAGUGGGAGUGGAGUGAAGGUCUUGUCAGACUUGAGCCUCCUGGUUCUUUUCCAAAAGAAAGAAUAAACUGAUCAUAUGUAGUGCCAGGUUCUAUGUCUAAAUAUUUAUAUUUGUAUUAAUUUAUGUUGUAAGUGAAGUUGCAACUGUUUGUCCCAUUCACCCUAUGUCUGUGUUAUCGUCUGGUUAUGGACUUCAGCAUACUGGCAGAUAAAGCUUAUUGCUUUCAGCAGGAAGCUAUUGAAAAACAGUUGCAGGGAGAAGAGUCGUGCCAGGGUUUGGAGGCACUAUGAUCUUUGCACUUCUCUAUUUUAUGGAAAACAAGGGACAAGAUGGAAGCCAUUUAAUUGAUUUCAUAACCUUUGAAAGGUCAGAGUAUGUAGGGUAUUUGUUUUUUGGGGGGCUUUGAUAGACCUUGUAAAAUAAUUUUCCUUUACUUAUAAGUGUGUUUCUGAGGAUCCACAACAACGUACAGCCUGGACACCUUCAGUGCUUGUCUUGUGCUCUUGGUACACAGACCAGAGUACUGGACUUUUAAGGAGUAUCAAUGGAUUGAGACACUGAAAUUAGCAAGCUGAAACGGUGUUGUGUGUGAUAUUCAGUAUUUCAAGUUUGAUCCACGCUUUUUGCUAAAUGUUAUUAAUUAAAUAAUGUAUGCUCAAAAGUUCUGAAAGAGUAGUUGAAUCGUAGACUUUUAAUUUAAUUUCACACUAAGUAGCAAGUACCUAAGAGAUAUUUUAACAUCAUCCUGUAUUACAAGCAGAAUAAGCUUUAUACUUAAGAGAAGGAAGAAAACAUUAUGUUUUUAUUUGCAUAAUAGGUUUAAAAAUAAAAUUAAGAGUUGGUGAGAUUUUGGGAAACUGUAUGGUCCUGUGAAUAUAGUAACAGGGUUGAGCGCUAUUAUAGGAUUUACUGUUACUGUCUCUUUUAGCUUAACUCAUUUAAACUCUCAAUGAGUCCAUUUCUUCUUUUAUAGUAUAAAGGCUAAUGAUUAGAAGAUCACAAAUAUUUAUUGUUUUAUCUACAAAGCACAGCUGAAAUGGAGAGAAAUCAUUCAUCCUUUAAAUUGGGAACUGAAUUUAAGAAAACCAGAAGUGGCUAUAUUUCAAUAUCUAAUAAUUUGAUUAUCUAUCUUAAAGUUUCAGAAUCUGAUACCAUACAUCAAAAUCCUAACAUUUGUAGUUGUGAAGGAUUCUUUUCCUAUAUUGAAAAAAGUCUAAGUGAAGUAGAAUGUAGUAUCAUUUACUUAUAAAAACGACAUUUUAUAGAUUAAAUAUUUACUAGAUUCAUUUUUCAUUUGUGUUGUGGUUCCCCAAAAAAAAGGAAUAGUUAUCUGUUAUAUACUUAACAGAGGUUGAGAUUUGUAGCUAUGGUAUUCCCUUUCAAGGGACAUAACACUUGAUUGCUUGGUAAGUUUCUUCUUUAUGCUUCCUUGGUUGUCCAAUCACUUUUUAUUUUUUCUCUCUCUCAAGCAAUGGAAUAGAGAGUUUGAAAUAGUUAUUUAUUCAUAAAUUUGAAGAAUAGUCUAGCUCAUAUUUAUAAAUGUAAUUUUUAUAUCCUUCACAGUGAAGUGAAUAUAAUCUUUCUUUUACUUUAUAAUCUUACUUUUAUUUUUUUCCAUGCAUUUUGCUUUCUGAUUUAGAACCUAGGUUUGUGUCAUAUACUGAAGGAGACUGGUGAGAGAUCAACAGUCAGUCAUUAUUUAUAUAUGUAUUUUUUAGGUGUAUAUAAAAUUACUACUGGUAAAAUCUGUGUAUGAUGCAGAAGGAAGAAAGUGGUAAGUAAUAGUGAAGAUAGACUGUUGAUACCAAGCUGUGUGGAUUAUUUUUGUGAACUAAGCCCAUGCUGAGAAAAAUGCAUUUCAGUGUAGCCAUUUACAAAAUUGUAUAUUUAGAAGUAAAGAAUGCAGAAUAUAAGGACACAAUGGGGAAGGAGUUGCACCUUUGAGAGCAGUCAUUCUGAAACAGAUUUAAGGAUUAUGAAGAGUAAAGUGAACUCAAGUUACUAUCUGAAUAUUGUGACAAAACAGCAUUUGUUGAAAAGGAGUAAUGUGAAGGACGUUUAUUCACCUUGGCAUAUACCCUUAAAAAUGAUAACAUCACAGUGUGACAAACAGUUCACAUAUUAAUAUUUUUUAAAAUAAAAGAAUAUGUUUCUCUAAUCUUUCAGUAAGAUUCAAAGGCAUUUGACUUGCAAAGCAGAUGUAGAAGAUGUAGAAGAUUUUUAAAAUAACUGUGAGAUUUUAAAAUCUAUAAAUAGGAAUUGAAGAAUUGUAUUUGGAAAUACACAUUUAAAUCUGAAAUUAAAUUUUACAUAAUUAUGGUAUCUUAGAAUGAAUCACAAAGGAGAGCGAGUCUGCUGCUUCUUUUUUUCAUUUUUAGGUUGAACUGACAAUAUCUUCAGUUUUCCAUAAAUCACUGGCUCUCUAGUAUACAAUACAAUUGUAACAGGAUCAUUUAGCCUCAACCUCAGGAAGUCUCUAGUUGAACCUCCUGCUCACAGCAGGAUCAUGUGUGAGAUCAAACCAGGACAGUCAGUUAUCAAAGUCUCCAAGUAUGUGGUCUGCACAACCUUUCUGGGCAAUCUGUGUCACUGCUUGACUGUCCUCAUGGGGAAAAAAAAGUCCAAAGAAGACACCCACAUUGAAACUCUUGUUUCAACUUACACUUUUUUCCCAUUCUCCCAGCAUGAAUUCCUGUUGAGAGCCUUGCUUUCUCUGAUUGAUGACCUUGUAGGUACAGGAAAGCUACUUGAUGUUCCCCCAAAUGACCUUUCCUCCAGGCUGAAAAUGCCCCUCUCCCUCGGCCCCUCCUCACAGGACCUGUGCUCCAGCCCCAGAUGAGUGUGUAGGGAUACUGUCGUUGUUCUUUGCUGCCUAGCUGCGCUGCUGGCUUAUGCUCAUUUUGCUGUCCUCUGUACCAUUGCAAAGGGGUUGUUCCCCUUGCAGACAAGUGCAGAUGAAGAUAGCUAAUAAAUUUCAAAUUGAUUUACUGUAAUGAUUUCAUUAUUAUAAACUCUGCUGAUGCUUGAAAAUCCUGAGAAACAGGAAUUGUUUUGUAGGAUCUUUGUGUGUCAUAAAUGCUUUAGGACUGCUUGCCAUUUAUAUCAGGAAUUUGGUAGCCGCACAAAUUUAUCAUGACUGAUUUCUUUGUCUUAAGAUAAGCUCAUUGAAUGUUGUUCCAAAUACUAACAGCUAGUUCAGAAAGCCCAUAAUAGUGUAUUUUGGGAGGAAAAGAAUGCGAACUCAUUAACUGUUGGUACUGUGCCACAAAGGUAAGUGAAUACAGAAUUGGUUAGAGGUACAGAAUGGCAAAUUUCAUUUUACUACUAUUCCUGAAAACUAUUCACAAUUUUUACAUAUCUGCUGCAUGCAAAUUCUUAGUAUUUCUGGAAGUAUUUUGUAAAUAAAAAUAUUGUACCAAACUCCUAUCUCUUUUUCAUUGGUAAAUCCAGAUUGGUUUCUACCCAUUUUCUGACUCUUUUUUGUAAUGUAGCGUGGUGCCCUAGAACAGAUGCCUUCAGUUUCCCUUGGACUCUCAUGUGGCUGCCAAAAUUGGGCAAGAAUACAUGUAAAUAAUUUUAUUUCUCCUCAUAUCCGGUCAUUUUUUUUUCUUUUUUGAUGUAACUGAAAGCAUUACUAUAGUGGGUAUUACAUAACGUAUAGUAACCUUUGAAGAAAGUCUCAUAUAAAAUGUAUGCUUUAGGCAGUGAUUAGCCUCAUAAAUUCUGGUUCACAGUACAUAUGUGCAAUUAUUGUUAAAGCCUUAGAAUAUUAGCAGGACAUGAAAUAGACCAUGUUUUUUCUUUACAUAUUGUGUGAUGCUUCUCUAAUGUCUCAGGAAAAAAAGAAAAAGGUAUUUAGAUAUAAUUAACCUAAAGAGCUUUUAAAAGAUUACAUGUUGAGCCAGGCAAAAUGUCAUAAGCCCUUCAUGUUUUAUUGAAGAGCCUUCUUGAAUGGUUUGUACUAUACUAUGGCUGCAACAACUUAAAUGUGAGAUUCUACCUUUUUUACUGUCUAUAAUAAUGAUUCUGUUUCAUGUUUUAUGCAAGCCAUGUCUUAUGUAAUCUUUUGAUUUGAGCUGUGUGUUUAACAUAUUCAGAUUUGAGUUUUUCUCAUGGGAAAAGAAAGAAAUUUGGGAAAGAAGUCAAGUAACUUAAGUAAUUUGUGAGAGCAUAUUUGAAGAGGAGAUACUUGACAUCAAAUUGUCAAGGUGUGAAUGCUUUUAGUAGGGUUUCUGGAUGUAUAUGCUUUCCUAAAUAAAAAAAGGGAAAUUAAAACAAAACAAAAAUCAAAACAAAUGAAGUAUUUUGUUUUAAAUCCUCACCUUCUGCUUAUGGACAUACUUGGUGCCUUAUGUUAUUCCUCCCUACACUUGCACUUGUUGAACUUCAUCAAGUUCUUUUCUGCCCAGUCCUGCAGCCUGUCCAUAUCUCACUGAAUGGCAGCACAGCCUUCUGGUGUGUCAGCAAACUUGCUGAGGGUGCACUCAGCCUCUUCAUCCAGGUCAUUGAUGAACAGGUUGAACAGGACUGGACCUAAUACUGACCCCUGGGGAAUGCCACUAGCUACAGGCCUCCAAACAGACUCAGCACCAUUGAUCACAAGUCUCUGAGUUCUGCUAUCCAGCAGUUCGUGAUCCAUCUCACCGUGCAUUCAUCUGACCCACACUUCCUGAGCUUGCCUAUGAGGAUGUUGUGAGGCAAAUGAAGACAAGAGGAAAUGGCCUGAAGUUGCACCAAGGAAGGUUCAGGUUGGGUAUUAGGAAAAUCUUCUUCACAGAAAGGUUUGCCAGGCAUUGGAACAGGCUGCCCGCGGAAGUGUUGGAAUCACCAUCCCUGGAGGUGUUUAAAAGGUAUUUAGACGAGGUUCUUAGGGACAUGGUUUAGAGUUAGGUUGGACUUGGAGAUCUUAAGAGUCUCUUCCAACCAAAAUGGUCCUUUGAGUCUAUGAUUCUAACUCUAAAUUGAAUUUUUUCCUCUCUUCCCGGUCACCAGAACAUUAUCAACAGAAGAUGAUAGAAAGGAAAGGAGGUGAUAAGAGACAGAGGAGGACUGUAAGCCCAACUGCAUUAAUUAGGCUGCAUUAAUAAGGUGGUAAAGAGUCUGAACAAAACAGGUUAUUCACUGAUGUUAUUAGAAUCACCAUAUAAACCGGCUGUCUCCAGAGAGCAUUAAAAGGGUCUAAUAAUUGUUUUUCAUAAGUCCCUCUCACAGAUUUUUUUACUCUAGGAUUGAUUUUUUUUCAUAUGUAGUCUUGGAACUUGCUGUUUUUGUUUUUGUUUUUUUUUUUCAUAUAAAAAGCAUGUUGAGCUGUGAAUUACGUAAAUAAACAUCAAGCAUGCUGCAAAGUGCAGGAAUACUGUGCAGCCUCCAAAAAAGGAGACAGAAGAUUCAAAGUAAACACCUUUAUCACAUACUCAAACUCUAAGGCUCUGCCAACAAACAAGAUGCUUAUUCUAGAAUAAGUACAGUGUGUAGUUUCCUUUGUCUUCACGUUUUAUACCUGGAAUUCACCUGUCUUGUUAAAUUCUUCUUCCUCUACUGGUCACAUAUUGCUCCUACAGUGGAGAUCAAGACUGAUAGAGGUCAUAAUCAGACUCAGUGCAACUUAUGAAAUGGCUUAACCGUGGUUCUGAAUGGUUCAUAGAGCUAGCAUAUCCUUCACUGUUUGUGUGUAAUGCUUGUCCCAAAUAAUUUAUUUCUGUGUACAUGUACAACCACAAUUAAAAAAAAAAAAAUAAAAAAAAUGCUCUCAGGUGCCUCUCUAUAGCCAGAGUUUCUUUCAAAAUAUGAGAUUUCUAUGUCAGUACAUAUUGCAGUUGCAUCAAAUAUUUUCACACUCACUUGGGAAAUUGCGGUGCCUAUAUCUUCACAAAGCUGACUUUGACUCAUGUUGCCAUUGGAUUAGGUGCAGGCUAUGAGCUUUCCUGUCAUCCUUCCUGCACUUUUUAUUGACCUCAGGUAUCUGAUGUUGUGAUUUCUUUUCUUAUGCUUCUGCUGCUGUUCAUACCUUUUUUUUUUCUCUGCCUCAUAAUGCAAUAUUGUUUUCUCCUUGCUUUCCCUUCUCUAAAUUUGUGCAUGAAGAUGACCUAUAAAGUUCUCUGCUGUUGCAUCAACCUCCAGAACUUUGUGAUCUUUCUGUAUUUCAUGACUAGUUACUGUUUUGAGCUGAGGAGGAUUUCUUGAGUAGUAAUUUAAAUAAACUUCCCUCAGUUGAUUAACAUUCACAUCCUGUAUUCAAGUUUGUGUUUCAACACUUUUCCAGCUUCUUCAUUUUCACACAUGCAAUUUUUCACAUGCAGAAUUCGUCCCUUGUCUGAUAUUCUUUUUAUCCCUUUUAAUAGCACUAUUCUUCGAAGUACCUCCUUAUACAAUUCAAAAAUAAUACUGCUUUCUCCUCUCUACUAAAUUUAUUUUUAUUGUUCCCCUCCAUCAUCUGCAACCGUGUAGAUUUUGUGUUGCUCACUGUUUUGAAAACAGACUCAUCAGAGUAUCUUGAUGUUGUGGAUCUUCUAACCAUUGGUAGCUUAGCUUAGUAAUUCUAACUCAGGCAGUUGCAUAAUGAAUAUGUGACAGGGUCACAUUGUCUAUUGAGGUUGUAUUAGUGUGCUUAUGGAUUAGACCAAACUCUUCCAGCAAACCUAGGCUGAGACACUGGUGAAAAGGAUUUGUGAAAUGUAGUUAGAAACAUUGAUUUUUAGUGGCUAGUACAAGGGAAACUGAUAUUAGUCUUUUUAUGUAGUCACAAUCAGUAUUUUAGGAUAUAUUUUUUUUGUCCAUGUUGAUGUAUUUGUUUGUGAUUUCAGCUAAGUUAUAUGAAAAAGUAAUCAUUUAUGUGCAUCAGUGCCUGAUUUCUUUCACUUUUUUGCACAAAUUGUACUACUUCAAUAAGCAUAACAGACAUUGCACUGAUUUUGAGAACCAUAGAUCUAACACUUGCUGUCUUAAACUUUCUCAAAAAAUUUGAUUAAGGCUACGUGGUCACUUGGAUCCUUUGGAAACGCUGUGUGUGGAAGAGACCAUUUUGACAUCUUUGUGUUCAUUCAAAUAUGUUACAAUAUGAAAUUUUACUUGGGAGUGUGUAAUAUCUUGCCAUAACAGUCAUGACAUCAGCGUUUUGUAGUGCUUGUUUGCAUUGACAAUACCACCGUUUUAGACCCAUUCUUUGGCAUCUUGCUUCCAAAGUGAAUGAAGGCUGCAUAUGAGGUGGAAACCCAUUUAAGUUGUGCUUUUUCAGGUCUGAAUUCCAGUUUCUCUCUCUCAGAUGAUAUCAUUGCUAGCUUUGAAAAAAUACAGAAUUCUUGCUUUUUCAACCAAAAUCAGUCUCUAGGCUUGUGUAAUCUUGACAUACAAGAGAAAAAAUGAUUAUGUUUGAAAGUCUAAAGUAAGAGUAAUUGAAAAGCUAUGCAACUGCAGGCUGACUAAAUUGUUAUAAAAGUUUAUGUUGUGGUCUUCCUUUUGAGUAUCUGCUAAAUUACAAUGCAAGACUGAAGACACUGUUUUGCUUAGUACUAAAAAAUGGUCAAUUCAUAAGAAACCUUGUUCAAAAUUGAGGAGAAUCACUAAAUUAAAUAGAUAGCAGCCUCUCAAUGAAAGCCAUGUUUCUUUUGGCACAGAUAACUGGAAAUAACUAAUUCUAAUAUCGAAGGAAAUCAGAUACUCUGACUCCAUUUUUCUUUCUCUAAUCUGGCAAUGCCAAAGUAAUUCCAAAAUAUAUCAGUGUCUAUGAUGAUGUCCCAGUAUAUUUUUAUUGAGAAACUGCUACAAUUGAUUGUAAAUGAUUGCCAGGUUGUGCCUUACGUUGCAUGUGUUAGAAAGCUGAAGGCUUGCAUGUCUGUGGUUGACAGUCUUACAGUACAUGAUACGUUUUACUGCCAGCUCUUGAAGUUCUUCCAGCUUGUGGUUUUUCCAGCACAGGCAGUAACAUGUCUGUGGGACUCCACUGAAAACUUUGCAUGGAUUCUAGGGGAUCAGUGUAUAAGUGAAUCCUUACUGGUUGCAAAUCUAGUUCAGUGUUAAGAUAUUUGUCACACAGCAAAUAUCACCCAUCAUAGAUGUUGUGUAAUGAAAAAGUAAAUCCUACAUUUAUAUUUCUUUGUAUUGGUAAGUGGAUUUUUUCAAAAUAGCUUUUAAGUUUUACAGUAGAGAUGUGAUUCAUCCAGGAAACUCUCCAGAUGAACUGGAGAGUGUGUCUUAAAUUAUCAUAAUUAAACAUGGAUGCAGAAAUGAUCAUUGCUCUGGUAUUAUUUAAUUAUGCGUUUUGUGAAAAUAAUAUUUCUAUGUUUUGUCCCUUAAAUAAUAUAUAAUUUUAAAUGUUUUACUGAAUGUAUGACUUCAUAUUCUGAAGCUUCUUUUUGGAAUCAUCAUCAGCUGUGUACUGAAGUGUCGCCCUGUUUCUUCUUUUAACAAGUUAUAUCAGGGAUCAACAUCUCAUUAAAUUUUAAAAAUGUACUGGAAUAACACUAUGCAUGAUUUUCAGCUCUGCUUUGUAGACUUUUACUGCAUUUGAAAUUUUAUGAGUGAGAUGACAACCACAAGAAGAUUUUUUUUUUUUUUUUUAAUAUUGGAAUACUAAUUGCUUCAGGACAAAUAAUGAAAAAGUGGCAAACUGAAGUCAGUGUGAUAUUAACCCUUUCAAUUAUCCAUUUAUUUUACAGUGCUGUUGCUUUUAUAAUAAAGCAGUGACCAAGCUAGUUCAGCUGCAAAUGUCCAACUCUUUACAUCUGCAGUUACAAGAUAGAAGGUAUAUCCAGUACCAACUGGGUGAAACUAUUUUCUCAUUGCUUGUACAUCAGAGCUCUUGUAAUACUGUAAUAACUAAGUCUGUGGCUGACAAGUAUGUAUUUGGGAAGCACCUAAAGGAAUUUUUUUACUUCUUUAGCAGGAUUGUCUUGCUCCUGCUUUAGGAUGUAAGAACUUCUGUCGUGUAUCUUCAUAAUAAGACUUAAAACAAACAAACAAACAAAAACAAACCAAAACACACAAAAUGAAACAAACACAACCCCCUAAAAAAAACCCAAAUCAACCAACCAACCAACAAAAAAAUGGCAAAGAAACAAACAAAAAACUAAACAGCAACAACACAAACAAAAGCAAUAAAAAACAUAAACAAAAGCACACACAAAAAAACCCAAACAAACAAAAAAACCCACAAGCAAACCAAAACACUAUCCCUAACUUCUGCAUAGCUUCUCCAUAGUUACUUUAUGGCACAAGAAGAAAACUUUCUAAAAGAAUGCCAGAUCUUUCACAUAAUGACAGUUCAGUUUUGAGUGUAUCAGGCUUUUAUUUCUUUUACUAACAAAACAAAUACGUGCAUACUGUGAAGACAUGACAAAAAGGUUUUAUAGAUAUGCUCUUAACUACUUUUGAUUUAAGAUUGAGCUUGUGUGUUACUGUUCCAAGCAAUAUUCUUGUCUAGUGGCCACCUAUUUUGUUUCUGCUAUGUCCAGUUUUCUUUUUCAGAUGAGCAUGGGCCUUUCUGGGUCUAUAAUAUGUAAUAGCUAUGUUCCUGGUUUAUGGUGUCUCAUGACUACUGUCACUCCAGGAUACUUCUUUUUAGAGACUCAAGAACCCCAAGAGUUGUUGGCAAAGUCACUGUGUUGGCAGCAAGCCUCAGAUGAAGAAUGGAAGUUUUUCUUACCUGAGUAUUGAGAUGUACCUCUGCCAAUCUAUGGCAGAGAUUUUUUGAAAUAUUUUUCAAAUUGGGUACUUGGUUAACCCUCAAAUAUCAGCCUUAAACAUGCAGAUCUGGACUCCAUAGCCAAAGGCUUAUCUUUGUUAAUAUAAGAUUUAAGUAGUUGCAUUGUGAGGCCUGAGAACUGGUAUCCCACACCAAGGAUCUUUGGUUCAUAUUAGCAUGCAAGGUGCUCUGCAUUUAUGUGGUAACAUAUGUCUAGCUACAUCUCAGAAGUAGGCAGGCAUAAUUAUUGAAGAGCAAACACAGAGGUUUCUUCGUGGUCACCAUGACAGAUCUUUAGAUGAGAAUUUCACUAGUGCUUUUCAGCUUUACAUCAGCAAACUUUCCUGGAAAUUUUCUGUGUUGCAUCUUUCUGUAAACAAUAGAUUGAGAGAAACAGCAGUUUCUGCCAAGGCCUAUUUAUUUCUGUUUCUAUUCUGUCAAUGUACUGCACUGAGUCCUGCUGGAUUUCACUAGAGCCUGCAUGAAUUGGAGAGAGUUUUUGAAGUAUCUCUAGUCUCAACAUUUAAAAAUGAUCAACUGGAACUCCAUGCAUACUUUCAACAAUUUUUUUCAGCACAGAAGGUUUUCAAACCAGAUGCCAUGUCUGGCAAAAUAAUUGCCUUACUGCUCUUUAUUCCAUAAUCUGAGUCUGACUUUGACAUUAUUUGAAGCCAACCACAGUGAUAUGUGCUUGCAAAGCAGAAAGAGGACAUGUUUGGUUACAGCCACAGUUUCCCAUGUAUAAUUUCUCAUGGUGUCGUCCUUCCGUGUCUGAUGCUCUGGAAAGCAGCCAGUGAGAAAUGUGAACCAUGUUGGAUAAAUUCAGAAGGGUGGCUGAAGAAAAUCGAGAGGCAUGUGCAUCUCUGUCUCUCUAUUUUCUUCAGCCAGUCAAAAGAACUGGUUGUCCCACUGUACUUAGCGUUGGUGCAGCCUCAACUUCAGUAUGGUGUGCCGUUCUGGGCCCCACAAUUUACGAAGGAUGUGAAGGUCCUUGGAUGCCCCCAGAGGAGGGCAGGGUGGAAGGGGAGGAAGGCAUGUCCUGUGAGGAGCAACUGGGGACUCUGGGUUUGUCUGCUUUGGAGAAAAGGACGCUGAGAGGUAACCUCAUUGCUCUCUACAGCUUCCUGAGGAGGGGACGUGGAGAUGGAGAUGCUGAGUUCUUCUGCCUGGAAUCCAGUGACAGGACACCUAGGAAUGGUCUAAUGUCUCAGACAUUAGGAAUCAUUUUUUUACCAAGAGGGUGGUCAAACACUGGAAAAGGCUUCUUAGAAAGGUGGUCAAUACCUCAAGCCUGUCAGUGUUUAAGAGGCAUUUGACCAAUGCCCUUAAUUACAUACUUCAGCUUUUGGUCAGCCCUGAAGUGGUCAGGCAGUUUAACAAGAUGAUCAUUGUACAUCCCUGCCUGUCUUUUUGCUUCCCCUUCUCACCACUGAAAAGAGCCUGGCUCUGCCUUCUUUGCACCCUCCCUUCACGUGCUUAUAUACAUUGAUAAGAUUCCCCUGAGCCUUCUCUUCUCCAGGCUGAAAAGUCCCAGCUCUCCCUGCUUUUCCUCAUAGGAGAGAUGCUCCUGUUCCUUCAUCAUCUUCAUGGCCCUUUGCAGGAUUCUCACCAGUGUGCUCAUAUCUACCUUCUACUGGGGAGCCCAGAACUGGACACAGUAUUCCAGGUGUUGUCUCACCAGUGCUGAAUAGAGGGAAAGGUUCACCUCCCUCAGCUUGCUGGCAACAGUCCUCCUAAUGCAGCACAGCAUUCUUUGCUGUAGGAGCACAUUGUUGGCUCCUGUUCAACUUCGUGUCCACUAGGAUCCACAGGUGAUUUUCUGCCAAACCUGUACUAGUGCCUGGGGUUGUUCCUCCCCAGGUACAGAACUUUGCACUUGUCCUUGUUGAACUGCAUGAGGUUCCUCUCAGCAAACGUACUUCAUCCCAUUUCUUUCCAAGAAGAAAGAAUAUUCCACUUGCUGCAGGAGGAAUAUUGAGAGCUAUCACCUUGUCUGCUACAUGAGGUGCUGGAUUUCCUGAGGCAGAUUUAUCAAACUUUUAUAUAAAUGUCUCUGUGUGUGAGAUUUCUUUGUUUGGUGUUUGGGACUCAAUUUUAUAUUCUUGAGUAUUUCAGCUUAUUUUUAUUAAUCACAGGAAGUUGAGUGGGAGCUCAUUUGAAAUGUAGAAUGGCAUCAGAAAACUAUGUAUUUCUUCUUUUGGACACUUUUCUGUUUCUUUUCAUAGCUAGACAAAAUCUUCCGGUGCUAAGGCCAGCCAGCUUUUAUGAGUACGUGACUAUUUUACAAAAGGUGAGCAUGAGGGGUAAUAGUGUCUCAUUUUUGAGAGCUGUACGCUUGUUCAUAUAGUGGCAACUCUUUCUACAUUUUCUUUGAACCCCUUGACAGGGGUUCAUUUUCUUUAGUGCCACGUGUGUGGGCAUUUAGGUCAGAUGUUUUUUACUAGUCUAUAUAAACAAUACUGUUCAUAGGGAGAGCACUGAAAACAUCUUUAUCAGACUGUAAAAAUAAAAUGGCAGUGAGUGUACUGACUUAUAAAUGAGCAUUGACUAGUAGUAUUAUGUGCAGGGUUUUUUUUUUUGUUGUUGUUUUGUUUUGUUUUGUUUUUCCCUCAAGAUAUUAACCAAUAUAAUAGACCACUAUAGCUGGGACAGUUUCCUGAAUGAGCUACAUCUGUGGGAAAAGAGUAUUUACAGUUUUUAAAAACAAUGAGCUUUCUAAGUGUAUAUUGGCUAGAUUUUGUGUUGUCAGCAAGUGGAAUAAUGUUUUCAGUUCUUUGUCUUGUAAAUAUGACUCAGGGACUUACGUACAGUAUAAUUGACACACACAAAAGAUUUAGAAUUUUAUAUUCUUUAGUUUGCCACUCUUAUGUGGAAUAGAAGAAUGAGACUGGGAAAUAUAUUUUCCUCUGAGAAUUAUAUACAUUACUGCCUGAAUGUUUACACCUCCUAAAGCUUUUUUGCAACAUGUUUUCAUACAAAGCUGGUUAUGUAGCCAGAAUAUUAUUAUACAAUAAUAUUUUAGGAUGGAAAAGACCCUUACAGUUGUUUUGUUAAUAGAGUUUUAACACAAACUAGAUUUAUGUAUGCUAUUGUGCUCAAAAGAUUAUAAAAGGUAUUUUGGGACAAGAGACACUAUGCAAUUAUUCCUUGCCCACUGAGGGCAUUGAUGUUUACCACAUAAAGACCUCAUAGUUCUGCUAACAAACCACAAACCCUUAUAUUGCCAAACAGUUGUUCUCAGUAGAUGAUCUGCUUAAGCGAAUAAAUAUAUCGCGUGUGUGUGUAGGGAGCAAAUGAUGCCUUCUCUUUUUAACACGUUCAAGCUUCAUUACUAAAGCCAUUCCUUUGCUCUGUUGUCAGGAAACACAUAAAGUUUUGUCAGGGUGUGAAAAUAAAAAAAAAAAAAAGGAACAAUUACUAAUUAACGGAAUCUUUUGCCCAUGCCAAGAAAAAAGUUCUCAGGUAGUGGCAUGCAUUGCAUAUAUAUAUAUAUAUAUAUAUAUAUAUGUGCUAUUGUGUGAGUGGAUUUGCGUGCGUAUAUACGAAGUAUUUAAUUCUCUUAAUAAUAUCAUAGCAUUUGAAUUGCAUAGGGAUUUCCAUGCAAAUAAGUUCAGUGCCUUUUCCGUACAUCAGAGUGAUAUACUGUUUUCAAAAUGCUCCUUUCAAGGGCAAUACAAACAUCAGGAAUUCAAAAGCAAGCUUAGCUGAGUCCUGUGCUGUAGAGCGUGGAGACUGGAGUCUUUGGUAUUAGGGUUGAUGUGUUCUUCCUGUAGUUACCUGUUGCUACACAUAUGUCUCAUUUCAAAGAGAAUCAAUAUGACACCCUGACAGGAUUAAAGAAUCUAGAAUAGAAUGUAGAUAUACUAAAAGUGUUCUGUACAGUCGAGGAGGACCAAUAGAAAAUAAUAUAAGGUAGAAAGGACUCAGCGGGUACAUAUAGAACCCACAAUAUUAAAUGUAAACCUAAGUACUGUCACACAAACAGAAAGACUUGCAUCUGUACACUUGCCUGAUUCCUUUAAAUACUUUUGCCAUGUUGACCUGAGAUGAAACAGAGAAGGCACUUUCAUAUUAAUGAAGAGGAAACAAAAUAAUAAACUUGGUCAUCAUAUGGAAACAGAAACAGAGGCUCACUUUCUAGAGGGGGAGAGAAUAAGUAAGCAUCUUCUGUCAACUCAGACCACACUGUUGACACAUCACUCAAUAAUUCAUCAUGUCUUUUGCCCCUUCUCCUUUGAAUGUUCCCACGAAGUGGAGUAGCAGACAACAUUAUACUUCAGACUACUUUAAAUGAGUUCUAGGUUUCACAUGUAUUUAUUGAAAAAUUUUAUCCAGGACAAUAUGUCAUAUGCCAGCUAAUGAAUUAGGUGGUUCAAAACCAAGGUAAAUGGAGCUAACAAGAAUAGAUGAAAGAACUAUAAGAUUGAUCGAAUGAUAGAAUGCACUGAAUUAAGACAUUAUGUAUUUAAUACUUUAUAGAGAGAUUUUUUUCUGAGAUAAAGAACUGUAAUGGACUAAUAAGUAGGUUUUAGGUUUACAAUGACAGCUUUAGUAUUCUAGUAGUUAGGUAGAGUAAAAACGUGGUAAACGUUCUGCAGCAGAAACUGCUUAGCUUACAGAUGGAGGCAUUGCACUAUGUUUUCCAGCACUGAAUUUUCAGCGGUACCUUCCUCAAUAUUGAAAAGAAAGUGUCACAAAAAGCAAUUUGUUUUCUUUUAUCUUUUCCACUAAGCUUGCUGAUGAAGAUAAGUGUGGAUUUUUAAUUUAUGGGAGUUACAAUUACCUCUAUUUUUCUGCACUAAACAUAGGUUGUCAAGUCUGUUUUUUCCCCCAAUACUGGAGAGGAGUUGUACAAGACAAUAGCUUUAUUCAUGUAUUUUAUGCCCAGUUCCCAAAGUUCCAUUUGAAGAUCUUCUCUGGUCUCCUGUAAUGCACUGCUAUGUCAUAUUGAAGAAAUUCAAACCAGUUUGGAUAGUUCUCAGUGCAGGAAAAUAUUCCUGUUUAGCAAAGCAAGCAAGCUUUAAUGUGAAUGCAGUAACUUAUAGUCAAGUGCUUAAUUCAGUGCUUUGCUGAACAAGGAUGAAAUUAAACAUUGUGCUUUCCUGAUUUCUUGCCCAAUUGAACCAGAAGAUCAAUGUAUGAAUGUGUUUCUGUAAUUCCAGAGUGUCCGCUACUCCUAGUUCUGUUUUCUUAAGCAUUUGGCCCAUGUUUCUUCCAGUAAUGUCUGUAGUUCUAUAUUGCGUCUUUGCAAUGUUGGCCCAUUUCCUAUCUUGUAUUUUCCAAUCUUUUUUUAAGCUUACUUUGUCCCUUGUCUUCACAUACAGUAAAUGAAGGUGUCUUUCCCCAUUUACUUAAUUUUCAGUUUAAAGCUCCCUCAAGUGAUUGCAGGAAGUCAUAGAAAACAAGUAUGUCAAGAACGACCUUCUUUUUUGUGAGUGUCUUCCAAAUGCUGAACUUGCAAAAAGCCCACGUCUUAAGUUCUCAUAAAUUUGUUGAUUUUUCCCACCUUCUGUCAGAGCAGGAAGAAUCUCUUAUAAUCAUGGAGUUUCUGUAGGUGCUACAGAGCAAAUUUUAAGCUUAGAUUCUUUAUCUUACAUGCUACAGAUUAAAUGGAAUGAUUACAGUUUGAUUUUCAUACUGGAGCAGGGGUGUCAAAUUCAUUUUUGCUGGGGGCCACGUCAGCCUUGUGGUUGCCUUCAAAGGGCUGAAUGUAAUUUUAGGACUGUAUAAAUGUAGGAGUAGUUACAUCUUACACCCCUCUACUAGAGGGUACAUUUGUAGUCUUGGAAUCAUUUUUAUUUAUUUGUAAAAUGACCAAACUUGUGAAAUCUGCUAAGAAAAAAUAACAAGUGAAAGCCACUAGGUCAUUAUUUGUAAUCAGGUUAGAGUAUUAUCCUUCUCUAGAUUAUGAGAAAAUUUCAUAACACAGAAUUUUGUGCUUUAGUGUUCCCUCCUUUGUGUAGUCUUCUUACAUUAUCCCCAGCCGAAAGGGAAAAACAAAAACAAAAGACAAAAAACCCAGAUGUGUGAACAAUAUUACUGUCUUUUGCUGUCACUUGAACUCAGUACCAUAAUUUUUCAGCAGUGUUAAAUGUGGGAUAUUGACUUCAAACUCUAAUUUCAAUAAGACAUCAUGAAACCUGUGUACAACUGGGAAUUUAAGAAGGGACAAGGAAGUACCUGAAUGGAGUUGAGAGUAUAUGACUGCUUUUUGAAGUACAGUGUUCCUGGAAACCGUGUUAGGUUAUGUGGUAAAGUAAGUUAAACAGUAUCCCAUACUGCUGUGCUCCUUGUAGCAGGCAUUAGAGAUAAGAAGUUUUAUGUUCUAAGCACAAACGAAACUAUUAUGGCUCCUUGUACUCUUCCCACAGCCUGUGUGUUUCUCUUGAAUAGCUGUACCUGUAUGAGCACUGUUCAGAAACUUACCAGUAGCACACUUUCAGACUCUGCACAUCCAGUCAAAAUCACAGCAGAUCCAAGCUCCAGGUUUCAACAGACACAAAAAUUCUUUUACAGUUGUAUACUGGCUACUUGUUAGUACUACAUAUUGGAUACCUUUCUGAAUUUCUGUCUUCUACAAAACAAGUGUAUAUAUGACUAGCUUUAAUGUGUUUCUGUCUUACUUAAGCAUAUAGUAAGAAUUGUGGAGUUUUGAUUAUAACAGCUUUAUUUCCUAUUACAGACUAGAAAAUUAUUUUCUUGACUAAUUUGCUUCAGUCAAAUGUUUAGUGAUGUGUGUAUGGUUGUACUUCAAUGAAAUUCAGUUAUGACAAAUGAUGAUUUAUAUUUAAUUUCCAUUAAUUUUCAUACUGAUUUUGUAGUAAUUUUAAAAUCAAAGACCUUAAAUAGUUUCGAACUUAAUGCAAUGGAAUGACUCACUAACAAGUGAAAGCAUCUUGAAAGUAAGCAAAUUGUAAAGGUUGUGAUGCCAGCAAAUAUUUAAAGGGCACAAUAAGCCAAUAAGCAAUUGUACGGUUUCUUAGAGGUGGGGUAGUCAAAAAUUGACAAAUUUGUAGUUGCAUCAUGAAGUGCCAACUCUUCCGUUAGGUUUAUCGUUGACUAUUUGCUACAGUAGGAACAAACAGAAAAUCAAUUAACUGGCCUUCUCAUUUGGCUUUAGUUAAUGAGAAUUGUUGUAUUUACUAUUCAAUACAGAAUCUUUGCGAAGAAGCACGAUGUAACUAAGAGACUUUGAUUGAAACAAUAUUAACAGAUAAUCACGGGUGAUUUUCUAUGAUAAGAGUACAACUAAGAUAUUUGUGUAAGACAUUGGAUCAAAUUUAGGGUCAUCUGGUUUUGCAUCCUUGGGAUAAAGUAUUUUUCUGUGUGAGUGGUUUGGUGGUUUUUGGUUUGGUUUGUUUUGUUUUUUCCUUGUUUGUUUGGUGGGUUUUUUUUGGUUGCUUGGUUUUGGUGGUUGUUGUUGUUGUUACUUUUAAGAAAUUUUCAGUCUUCAUAUGAUGAGAUUUCAUAGUUCUUUAAAAUUAGCUGAGUAUAUCUUGGCUAAAGCUGUUUGUUGGGAACUAUAUAAUGCAUUUUUAAAACAUAUAAUCCAGGCUGAAUUGAAGCUUAUAUUUGUGCUGCUUUAAAAUACCUACAGGUAAUUUUUAUUUUUUUUUUCCUUUCUAGAAAAGGUUUUUAUCUUAAGAAAUAAAUUGAAAAUAGAGGUAGAAACAAUGCUUAUUUUAAGAGUAAAUCUAACAUUUUAGCAUAGCUCUAAACCAUCUUUUAAACACUUUUUAUUCAAAUCUGUGAACAUAUACAGACUUUGGCUUUUUUCAUGUUCAGAAAAUACAUGUGUUUUGAUACUUCAGAUAAUUACAGCAUUCUCAGAAAGACAUAUUGAAUAAUAAGUUUAUUUUGUUCCAACUUAGUACUAUAAGUUGUUGUGGAAGGCACAAUACUGUUACAUUAGCUCAAAAUCUCAUUUUGUGUUUUCAUUUAUGUGUGUUAAUUGCUUAAGACAAGUAAUUAAAAUUAUUCUAAAAAUCAUAUUAGAUGAAAUCAAUGAAGAAGGGCACCACGACUUUCAUUUUUCACUUCAGACAGUUGAAAACUAAGCUAUUCUUUAAUUAGGCUUUAGUACCUUAACCCUUUUUGGCUUCUUUCUGUCUGUGUUCUGAAAAGCAUUGUCUGCAGAUAGUUGUUUAUAUGUAUAAAUUCACUGGUUCAUUCUAGUGCGAAACAGGUCAUUCUGGAACAGUGAGAAAUGUUGCUGAAUUUCAAGCAGUUUUUGCUGCUCAGACGGCUCUGUUGAAAAUAAAGAGCUUAGAUUAGUACUUGUUUGAGGUAGCUACAUUGUCAAAGCUAGCAACAUAAUGCUAGUGUGAAUUGUCACCAGACUGUAUAUGCACUAUGAUAAAAUACGCUGCUGAAACCAAAAUAUUUCACUACAAUCAUUUUAGAAGGAGUAAAAUGUCAUCCAAAAUUACGAGUUUUUAAUUUUCAUUUUCAAAGAAAAAUACAUGCCAUCGACACUUCCAGUUUCUGUAUUUUCUCCUAAUUUUGAACCCCUAGUUUGCAGCACCUUUUGAAGAAUGGUGACCAUGUCUUCUGCGUAAUUAAACCUCUUACUUGAGUCCUGAUUCUGUCAUUCUUAGUGUUAGAAGUCCUUGUGCCUCAUCUUGAAAUGCAUGACAGUUAAGUUUGUGCAUUUUUUCUUAAUCAGUAUAAGCUUCUAUGGACCUCUUCUGCCAAUGUUAUUUGUGCAUAUGAAUUUGAGAGUAGGAGGAGAGGAUAGCAGAUUACAUGAGUGGGCCUGUUCAUUUCACUCAUGCUGUGCUCAGCAUGAGCACCUCAGCUCAGCAUUUCUCAUGAAGCUGGAAACCCAAAAGACUAUGUGAUAUGCAGUUUAUCUACCAAGAAGCUAUCUUGUAAGCAAAAGCCUGUAGCCUUUCACUACCUAACAGAGAAUACUGAAAGCAGAUCAGGGACUGUGGUUUGAGAAAUAAUUUGAGACAUUUAAAAUGAACUUUGUUUUCAGAUUUAGAAGCUAAUCUUAGGAAAGUAUGUGAUAGGCUGUCUGUCAAACAAUAAGGUACAAACCAUGCCAGUUGUAUAAACCUAUUAGCCACAUUACACACAUUCAGAUACUAAAGGAAGUGCACAGUGUUGUGCACUUCUCUGUUUUCAGUUAGAUGUAAAAUGAAGAAGUCAUACCACUUUCAUGGUUCAUUUGGGCUGUGCUUAUUCGCCUGGAAGUUCUGGGUAAUGAAAACUAACAUAUUGCUUACUUGUAAAUAAUAGAUUUGGAGAUUUUCUUUUUGGCAUGUUCAAAUAUGA
Molecule: messenger RNA, 24864 nt
Organism: Columba livia (rock pigeon)
Lineage: Eukaryota; Metazoa; Chordata; Aves; Columbiformes; Columbidae
Gene: FBXL17
Product: F-box and leucine rich repeat protein 17
Exons: 7
Coding region: 317-1831 (504 amino acids)
Biological process (GO): SCF-dependent proteasomal ubiquitin-dependent protein catabolic process
Cellular component (GO): SCF ubiquitin ligase complex
Molecular function (GO): protein binding
Source: RefSeq, a predicted model, not a curated record